AUGAGUGACAAAGAUUUGAUAAUUGAAAAAGAGCUCAUCUAUGGACAUUUAGCCAAAAGACUGCCGAAACAGACUGAUGAUAAAACUCACCAUUUGGAGAUCUUUUUAUACAGUCCAAAUGGAGAAGAUUUAACGAGAUGGAUUGAUAAAGUUACUUUUCACUUGCACCAUACUUUCGAAAGACCAGAAAGAAUUAUGACUCAUGAACCUUACCGUGUUGCAGAAGAUUGCUGGGGUGAAUUUGAAGCUAAUAUUGAAAUUGCUCCAAAGAACGCUAUCCCAUUAAACUUGGUCCAUUUCAUUACAUUUCCACCUCCAACAUCACGCAAGCCAUGCAUAAUAGAGCGAAAGAGAGUUAAAAUCGUUUUUAGAAAUCCAUCUCUUUUAUUAUACGAAGGUCUAUCAUCAGCGCCAUUUGCAUGGAAUAAAGUAAAGCGACUCAAACGCCAUAAUACGGAACAAGAUGCUGAAAUCAUUGACCGUCCUCCAAACGAUCCUUUCUUAGAAAAGAAAUGGAUGGAACAACUUGUUCGCGACAAAUCAAAGCAAAUGAGAGAUGAAAUUUCCGAGCUUGCCAUUAAGCAGAGAGAACAGAGAAAUCGUAUCAUGAAUUUGAUUGCAAAAAUUGAAGUAUUUGACCCAGACUUGGCAGAUGCUGCUAAACUAUUUGUUUAA
This is a messenger RNA of Trichomonas vaginalis G3, 675 nucleotides long. RefSeq names its product chromatin organization. Gene Ontology annotation, biological process: regulation of DNA-templated transcription. The transcript has a single exon. Bases 1 to 675 code for a protein of 224 amino acids. The record is from RefSeq and is a predicted model, not a curated record. NCBI's taxonomy places the organism in Eukaryota, Parabasalia, Trichomonadida, Trichomonadidae.